GCGCGCACGUGGCGGCGCGGCGCGGUCCCGCCCCCAGCGGCGGCGCCGCCUCUCUUUAAAGCGCGCUCGGGGCUGCCGCUGCCUCCUCUUGUGCGCUGCCGCGGCCCGCGCUGCCCGCCGGCAUGUCGGACAAGCUGCCGUACAAAGUGGCUGACAUCAGCCUUGCUGACUGGGGUCGCAAGGCCAUUGAGAUCGCAGAGAAUGAGAUGCCGGGGCUGAUGAAGAUGCGGGAGAUGUAUGCUGCGUCGAAGCCACUGAAAGGUGCAUGUAUCGCAGGUUGCCUUCAUAUGACUGUGCAGACGGCAGUUCUCAUAGAGACCCUUAUAGAGCUGGGAGCUGAGGUACAAUGGUCAAGCUGUAACAUUUUCUCCACGCAGGACCAUGCGGCAGCUGCUAUUGCGAAAGCUGGUAUCCCUGUGUUUGCCUGGAAAGGGGAGACAGACGAGGAAUAUCUCUGGUGCAUUGAGCAGACACUGUACUUCAAGGAUGGGCAGCCCCUCAACAUGAUUUUGGAUGACGGUGGAGAUCUUACCAACCUAGUUCAUACCAAAUACCCACAGCUUUUGAAAGGAAUUAGAGGUAUUUCAGAAGAGACAACUACUGGAGUUCAUAACCUGUACAAGAUGAAGGCCAAUGGGACCCUGAAAGUGCCAGCCAUCAAUGUUAACGACUCUGUCACGAAGAGCAAAUUUGAUAACCUUUAUGGUUGCCGAGAGUCCCUCAUUGAUGGCAUCAAACGUGCCACAGAUGUCAUGAUUGCUGGAAAAGUGGCAGUGGUGGCAGGUUAUGGUGAUGUGGGCAAAGGCUGUGCCCAGGCCCUACGGAGCUUUGGAGCUAGAGUCAUCAUCACUGAAAUCGAUCCCAUCAAUGCACUGCAGGCAGCUAUGGAAGGUUAUGAAGUUACAACCAUGGAGGAGGCCUGCAAAGAAGGCAAUAUUUUUGUAACCACCACUGGAUGCACUGACAUUGUUCAGGGCAGGCACUUUGAGCAGAUGAAAGAUGAUGCCAUAGUGUGUAAUAUUGGCCAUUUUGAUGUGGAAGUUGAUGCGAAGUGGCUGAAUGAAAACGCAGUAGAGGUGGUGAAUGUUAAGCCCCAGGUGGAUCGUUAUACACUGAGGAAUGGCCGCCACAUUAUAUUGCUAGCAGAAGGCAGACUAGUCAACUUGGGCUGUGCCAUGGGUCACCCUAGCUUUGUUAUGAGUAAUUCCUUCACCAACCAGGUGUUGGCACAGAUCGAGCUGUGGACCAAUAGUGACAAAUACACUGUUGGAGUCCAUUUCCUUCCAAAGAAGCUGGAUGAAGCUGUGGCUGCUGCUCAUCUGGAUAAACUGUGUGUGAAGCUGACAAAGCUGAGUGAGAAGCAGGCCAAAUACCUAGGCUUAUCAAGAGAUGGGCCUUUCAAGCCAGACCACUACAGAUACUGAGCAGGUGGCACUACCCAAAGAACAACAUGCAGGGAUACGACCUUCCAAAGCUCUUUUGUGUAUGCUGGGAUCCUGAGAACAAGUCCUUCUCCAUCCUUCUCUCAGUACUGCAGAACUGAUCCCUUUACCAAGAAAGUUUCAGGGUUUACUUCCUUAGUGAGAGGGGAUCACUCUGACUCUUAGAAUUAGAAUUACUGGAAUUAAAAUUGGAAUUAGCUGAUGUCGUGGUGAAUACACACUCUUACUGACUUCCACUAUCCCAAUGAGGAGAGCGGGACAGAAGAGUUCUAAAUCUGAAUGCCUAGUCUUGUCAAACAGAUGGCUCACAGCCUGUUUGAACAGGCAAAGAAAUAAGGUGAGGAACUGUCUCUACAGGGAGAUCCUGCCUGCUGUGGCCUGUUCAAAUUAGAUGAAUCUUUUUAUUAGGCUUGCAAUGCCAGGCUUCUGUCCACAAAAGAGCCCUAAACCGGGAUGUAUAUUGUGAAGUUCAGGAAGUAGCACAGAGCAUUCCUGCAGCUUGUUUGGUCUCCUUCCUGUGGAAUCAAUUUAAUCUCUUCAGAGAUCAGGGAAGAGGGUUUUUUUCUGGGUCGCCUAGUCCAGCAGUUUCAAUCAAAACCAAGAGCCUUCUGUGCUGGUUCCAUAGCAUUUCUAGAAGAGUGUUUAAUUUUUUUUAGCAGUCUUCUAGUGUGUUGUGAAUGGCUGAGGAAAUCACUGAGGGGAUGGUUAAGUGUUGGGAUCUUGUUUGAUUCUCUGAAAACACCAGCAACACGCUUCUACCCCAACUUGAUUUUUCUAAGUUGUCAUGUCUGCAGUAUCUCUGUCAGUGUCUCAAAGUGCUUUUAUUAAAGAUCUGACUGUGGCCUAA
Dromaius novaehollandiae (emu) is the source of this 2289-nucleotide messenger RNA. RefSeq names its product adenosylhomocysteinase (gene AHCY). Gene Ontology annotation, biological process: L-methionine cycle. Gene Ontology annotation, cellular component: cytosol. The record is from RefSeq and is a predicted model, not a curated record. Gene Ontology annotation, molecular function: adenosylhomocysteinase activity. The transcript is spliced from 10 exons. Bases 123 to 1424 code for a protein of 433 amino acids. NCBI's taxonomy places the organism in Eukaryota, Metazoa, Chordata, Aves, Casuariiformes, Dromaiidae.